AUCAUAAACAGAGUCUGAAUUUGAAAGCCAGGCAGAUAGCACACACAAGUGAAGAGUGUUGAACAGCCCACAACCACCUCACCGAAAUUCAUCGUUUUCUUCGCAAUCCGCAAGAAAUAGUGGUCUCGAUGGUGAAACAGUUUUGGAACCGUGAAAAAUUUCGAAAACUAAACAUUAACACUUUAUCGAAAAACUUAAUUAUUAUUUAUUAUCGUUAUAAGUAAUUUGUCGUCGCUGAAAAAAAAAACAAUACAGAGAGAAAGAAAGAAAGAACCAACACCGAGAAAAUGAUAUUCAUCGUUUUACUUUUUACCGUAUCAAUACUUGCCUACGUAUACGUACAAUGGCGCUAUUCAUACUGGAAACGAUUGGGCGUUCCAUGCCCCGAGCCGUUAUUCUUCUUUGGAAAUGUACUGGAAACCAUUACAAUGUCAUCGCACAUUGCAUUAUUAUGCGAAAAAUGGUACAAUGAAUACUCCAACGUACCAUACUCUGGCUAUUAUAAAAUUCUAAAUCCUGCCGUUAAUUUACGCGACCCAGAUUUGAUCAAAGAUGUUCUUAUCAAAGAUCAUUUCAAUUUCCACGUUAACGAACAGGAUUUUAACAAAAAAUACGAUCCACUGAUGGCACACAAUCCAUUUGUUGCGACUCACGAUAGCUGGCGAAAAGGUCGAAGUGUUCUCACACCAUUGCUAACUUUAUUCAAGGUUCGGACAUUGUAUCCAUUGGUGAAAGAUAGCUGUGAUAAACUAUCAAAUUAUUUAAAAACUAUUCCACAAAAUAAAGAUAUUGAAGCAAAGGCGUUGGCAUCUCGAUUUGCGACCCAAAAUGUAAUUCGUUGUUCGUUCAGCAUUGAUUCACAAUGUUUUACGGAUAAAAAAUCGGAGUUCCGUGAUAUGGGCAAAAAAAUAUUCCAGCCUACAUUUUGGGGUGGAAUCAAGCUGAUGAUGAUGUCAAUCUGUCCAAUUCUUCGCGAUGUCAUUCCAUUUGCAUUUGUACCGGCCGAUGUAGACGAAUGGUUCCAAGGACUGGUGCGUCAACUUCGAGAGGAACGAAAACAUUCACCAUUACAACAAGAAGAUCUAUUUCAAAUGUUACUAAACUCCGUCGAAAAAUAUGAUAUCAAUGACAUCGAACUAGCGGGAUACUCGCUUACAUUAUUUGUCGAAGGCUAUGAAACAUCAAGUAGUGUUUUGGGAUUUGCAAUCUAUGAAAUGGCCCGAAAUCCCGACAUUCAAGAACGUUUAUACGAAGAAAUCAGCGACGUAUUAGCAAAAUAUGAUGGAGAAUUUACAUUUGAAGCACUUCAAGAAAUGGAAUACCUAGACAAUGUCAUUCAUGAAACAAUGCGAUUGAAUGUUGUUGCGCCAUUAAUUAGUAAAGUUUGUACCAAAGAAUACACUCUGCCAUUGAUCGAAGGCCAAAAAGAACCAGUCACACUUCAUCCAGGAACACCAAUCCAGAUUUGUGCACGUGCAUUGCAUAUGGAUCCAAAACAUUAUCCAGAACCCGAAGUAUUUGAUCCGAAUCGAUUCAACGAAGAAGAACGCCGAAAUAGACAUAAGGCCGUUUAUUUGCCAUUUGGUGAGGGUCCGAGAAUGUGUACGGGCAUCAAAUUCGCAAUGGCACAAACGAAGGCCGGUUUGGCAUCGAUUGUACGUGAUUUCAAAAUUAACGUAUCACCGAAACAAAAACCAUUCGUCAUGGAUAUUCGUGCAUUUUUAUAUCAAGCACGUGACGGAUUGUACGUCAAUUUUACGCCAAGAACAGGAGUGGCACAAUAAAAACUGGAAAGACUUUUAUUUUAAAUUCAUUUUUUCGAAGAAAAAAUAUAUUUUUCAGAUCGUA
Messenger RNA from Contarinia nasturtii (swede midge), 1848 nucleotides. Its product is annotated as probable cytochrome P450 6a13. Lineage: Eukaryota; Metazoa; Arthropoda; Insecta; Diptera; Cecidomyiidae. The record is from RefSeq and is a predicted model, not a curated record. The transcript has 7 exons. Gene Ontology annotation, molecular function: heme binding; monooxygenase activity; iron ion binding. Bases 288 to 1784 code for a protein of 498 amino acids.